AUGACUAUAAUAGUUGGACCCCAUAUCUCACCUCAUCUUCCUACUUCACCAUCUCACAGGCACGACCCAGAAUCUGCUUCUGUGAAUGAAUUCCAGAAAAAGUUCAAAUUAAACCUGAUGAAGAAGUUUGAGUGUUUGAAUGGAGUGAUAAUAAACCUGGGAAACCAAACACUCCUGAAUGAGAUCUACACAGAGCUCUACAUCACAGAGGGAGACAGUGGAGAAGUCAAUAAAGAACAUGAGGUGAGACAGAUCGAGGCAGCAUCCAGGAGAACAACAACAGAGGAAACACCAAUCAAAUGCAACGACAUCUUUAAGCCCUUAUCUGAACAAGACGAACCCAUCAGAACUGUGCUGACAAAGGGAGUCGCUGGCAUCGGAAAAACGGUCUCUGUGCAGAAGUUCAUUCUGGACUGGACUGAAGGGAAAGCAAAUCAGGAUAUCCACCUCAUAUUUCCACUUCCUUUCAGAGAGCUGAAUCUGAUGAAGGACCAGAAACUGAGUCUGAUGGAGCUCCUUCAUGUCUGUUUUAAGGGAAUAAAAGAAACAGAAAUGUCCAGUUUGGAAAAGGUUCUGUUCAUUUUUGACGGAUUGGACGAGUGUCGUUUUCCUCUAGAUUUCCAGAACACAGUGAGAGUGUGUGAUGUAACUGAAUCAGCAUCAGUGCAUGUGCUGCUGAUAAACCUGAUCAAAGGGAAUCUGCUUCCCUCUGCUCUCAUCUGGAUCACCUCUCGACCAGCAGCAGCUGAUCAAAUCCCCUCUGAGUGUGUCCAUCGAGUCACAGAGGUACGAGGGUUCAAUGACCCACAGAAGGAGGAGUACUUCAGGAAGAGAAUCAGUGAUCAGAGCCUGGCCAAUAACAUCAUCACACACCUGAAGUCAUUAAGAAGUCUCUACAUCAUGUGCCACAUCCCAGUCUUCUGCUGGAUUUCAGCCACUGUUCUAGAGAGAAUGUUGGGUGAAGCAGAGAGUGGAGAGCUCCCCAAGACUCUGACUCAAAUGUACACACACUUCCUCAUCAUUCAGACAAACAUCAUAGGAGAAAAGUACUCAAAGAAGCAGGAGAGUGAUGAAAUGUUUCUUAAACUGGGAAAACUGGCUUUUCAGCAGCUGAAGAAAGGGAACCUGAUCUUCUAUGAGGAAGACCUGAGAGGGUGUGGUAUUGAUGUGAGAGAAGCAGCAGUGUGCUCAGGUGUGUGUACGCAGAUCUUCAGAGAGGAGUUUGGGCUUCACCAGAGUAAAGUGUACUGCUUUGCACAUCUGAGUAUUCAGGAGCACCUCGCAGCUCUGUAUGUGCACCUGACAUUCAUGAUGGAAAAGAGAAAUGUUCUUAUACAGCAUCAGGACUCUAAAUGGUGUAUCUCACAUUUACACUAUAGUGCUGUAGAUCAGGCUUUAGAAAGUCAGACUGGACAUCUGGAUCUUUUCCUUCGCUUUCUUCUGGGUCUCUCACUGAAGUCCAAUCAGAAACUCUUACAGGACUUAGUAACACAGACAGGAAGUAGCUCCCAGAGAAGAGAGGAAACAGUUCAGUACAUUAAGAAGAAGAUGAGUGAAGAUCUUCCUACAGAGAAAUCCAUCAAUCUGUUCCACUGUCUGAAUGAACUGGGUGAUAAUUCUCUAGUGGAGGAAAUCCAACACUACCUGAAAUCUGGAAAACAAAGUGAAUUCUCUUCUUCACAGUGGUCUGCUCUGGUGUUUGUGUUACUGACAUCAGCACAGGAGCUGGAAGAAUUUGACCUGAAUAAAUAUUUCAGUACAGAUAAGAUAACAGAAACUGUUCUUCUGAAGCUGAUGCCUGUGAUUGCAGCCUCCAGAAAAGCAAUUAUCAGAUGUGAUUCACUUGGAGUGAGAAGUUGGUCAGCUCUGGUCUCAGCGCUCAGCUCAGAAACCUCCAAUCUGAGAGAACUGCAUCUGACUGUGAAAACACUGAAUCUGUCCUGGAAUAAACUAGGAGACUCAGAAUUGAAGAGUCUCUGUGUUGGACUGGAGAAUCCUCACAGUAAAGUGGAGAUACUAAGGUUGUAUAAUUGUGGUGUCUCAGAUGAAGGCUGUGCUGCUCUGAUUUCAGCUCUGAGAUCAAACCCCUCACACCUGAGAGAACUGUCUCUGUCCUGUAAUAAACUAGGAGACUCAGGAGUGAAGAGUCUCUCUGCUGUACUGGAGAAUCCUCACUGUAAACUGGAGAAACUGUGGUUGCGUGGUUGUGGUCUAUCAGAUGAAGGCUGUGCUGCUCUGACUUCAGCUCUGAGAUCAAAUCCCUCACACCUGAGAGAAAUGGAUCUGUCUGAUAAUAAUUUAGGAGACUCAGGAGUGAAGAGUCUCUCUGCUGUACUGGAGAAUCCUCACUGUAAACUGGAGAUACUGAGGUUGGAGUGUUGUGAUGUAUCAGAUGAAGGCUGUGCUGCUCUGACUUCAGCUCUGAGAUCAAACCCCUCACACCUGAGAGACCUGUAUCUGUCCUGGAAUAAAAUAGGAGACUCAGGAAAGAAGCUGCUCUCUGCUCUUAAAGAUGAUAAACAUUACAAACUACAGACGCUGUGGGUGUGAAGAACAUCUGUGUGUGUGAUGAAGACUCCGGUGUUCCUGCAUUUCACUGUUGGGGAAUAGAGAACACAUUUAUAAACACAUCACUCAUUUAAUUAUAACACAUUAAACAGACUCAGAGAUGUGAGAAGUGUGUGUUCAUCAUGCACAGUGAAUCAGCCUGCACACGAUUCUACACUGAGUGUAUAACCUCUGACCCCUGGAUAAAAUUCCCUGGACCUCCUUCUCAUUAAAAACAAAACAAAACAAAAACAAACAAAAAAAAAAACACCUGAGGGAUUAUUAGGAACAGCAGGUGAAAAAGCACAUGACCUCGAGCUGAACCCAGUCAGUGGAAGAGAGAGCUAAAAUGGACAGGAACAGGUUCAAGACAUUGCUGGAAUUCUCACCUGACAGGAUUGGCAUCUGUGGAGUUUAUCUGAGGAGUUUAUCUGAGGAGUUUAUCUGAGGAAGCCUCUAGGAGACUCACUAUAAUCACAUUUAUCACUUUGUCCUUUGGUUAAUUAAUGUAGCAGUGUUGUUGUACUAAAUAUAAAUACUUUUGGAAAGAUGCUUGUACAAUAUAAUUAAUGCACCUAACUAAGAACUAACUGAUGCAUUAUAUAGUUUUAAUGGUUUGUGAUUCUUCUGUGUUUGUGAUAAAUAUUUGUUUAAUAUUGUAAUAUGUUUUACUAUCUUUACACAUUCAUAGUAAAGAUGGAUACAUAAUUAAAAUUAUAUUGUAUUUAAACACUUAAAAUUUAUUGCCUAAUUGUACAAAUCAAAUAUAUUUUUGAGAAAUAAAAUACAUAACUGUACAAUGCUAUUAUUUUUAUUGUUUAAAAUUAACUUGAAAAUUUAACAGCAUUUUGUAGCAAAAUAAUUUUUUAACAGUUCUUCAAAAAUAAAUUUCUGUUUCUGAGUUAUGUUUAACUCAGCAAUUUUAGAGUCGACCUUUUUGAGGAGACUCAACUGGGAAUGAGUGUAUAUGAGCACAAACACCUUCUUUCUGUUGUGUAUCUUUUUACAUGCUUCCCUCUCUCAUCUUUUCAGGCAGGUCAGCGGUGGAAUGUCUACAUUGUAGACUGGUUUUUGACUAAUUGAGAGUGUACUUAAAUAAAAUGCCUUGUACAUCCUAACCUUUUCACCUUUUAAUUCUAUGUUUUACUGUACAAUAAUUGUUCUUCUGUAUCAGCCAGCACUUUUCUCCACAGCAAUAAAUUGGCAUUAGAUUUUCACUUUUGUAAGUGAUUGGUAACUUUUGUAAGUGACUGGACAGCAGAUAGAAACAGACAGAUGCUCAUUGAGACAUAAGAAGGGAGUGUUGAUCAAGGUCAGGGAAAAAACAAAACAAAACAAGGACUCUGUCUGAGUGAAACCUCUUUUAAAAAAUCUUGUCCUCAUAAAACCUUUUCAAGAUAAACAACUAACUGCACACACUCCCCAAAUUUAAGAUAACAUGAAUAUUUAAUUGUGGCAAAGAAGAUUGGUCUGAAGAACGGCAAAACCCUGUGGAGAAAGGUAUGAAAAAGGGCUGUGUGUAUUUGCAUUUUUUUUUUAGAUUUUCUGCAAACUGUCUCACUUUAUUGUUUCAAUAAAAUUUAAUUACUUUUUGACAUCUA
This is a messenger RNA of Ictalurus punctatus (channel catfish), 4148 nucleotides long. RefSeq names its product NLR family CARD domain-containing protein 3-like. The record is from RefSeq and is a predicted model, not a curated record. NCBI's taxonomy places the organism in Eukaryota, Metazoa, Chordata, Actinopteri, Siluriformes, Ictaluridae. Bases 1 to 2550 code for a protein of 849 amino acids. The transcript has 7 exons. Gene Ontology annotation, molecular function: protein binding.